Molecule: messenger RNA, 1728 nt
Organism: Colletotrichum lupini
Lineage: Eukaryota; Fungi; Ascomycota; Sordariomycetes; Glomerellales; Glomerellaceae
Exons: 9
Coding region: 1-1728 (575 amino acids)
Source: RefSeq, a predicted model, not a curated record
AUGGUUGAGAUUGACUACGGCCUAUGCGGUGAUCAAAUGAGUGAUGACCAGCUGGGGUUGGAAUUGGAGUUUGCAGUCUGCACGAUCUGGAGCUCUGAGGGCCUCAUUGAUGCCAGCGACACCCCGCACUUUGUCAGCAUCAUGACCAUGUUUCGUCCUGCACUGUCUCAAGAAUCUAGAAUAUGGAGAGCAUGGAUGGAAGUAGGUAAAGUUUAUGCAGGUUUUAUCCACAUGGGUGAUUAUGACCUUGCAUAUGAAGGGAGGCGGUCAAUGCGUGUUCUGAGGCAACGUCCUCUCUACCUGAGUCCAUCGUGGAAUCUGAAUGUGGGGUUGAACGCUGGCUCAUAUCAUCAACCGACAUCGCGGAAAAUACUGGAUUCAAGAGUUGAGAAGGCUAGGGCUCAGUUCCCAGCUUUGGCAAAAAACCAGAUCUUUGGCGACAACGCUGGUGGAAGUCAAGUGCUUGGCACAGUCGCAAAGAGCAUCUCGGAAUAUCUCGUGAACAACAACGUGCAACUGGGGGCAAGCUACAAAACCUCCAAGAUCUCAACGGAGACUUUCGACAAGGCGUACAAAGUUGCCGCCGAUUAUGUUAAUGCCGAUGUCGGUGAAAUCGGUAAGGGUCAUCCAUCACCCCACGCCCAGAUUCAAAGGGAAGGGCCCAACAUCCAUGCUUUCCGUAACCUUGCAGCAGCUCUAAAGUUGAAGGCUGGUGAUGAAGUUAUUCUUUCCGAAGUUGACCAUGAGUCUAACAUUGACCCUUGGCUCCACUAUGCAACUCUCGCGGGCGCAACGGUGAAGUGGUGGGCGCCUUCUGAUCACUCAAACCCCAAACUCGAUGUGGUGGCACUUCGGAACCUCUUGACACCGAAGACUCGUUUUGUAGCUUGUACACACGCCAGUAACAUCCUGGGAAGCAUUCAUGAUAUCAAGGCAUUUGCAGAUGUUGUGCACGAAGUCCCGGGGGCCCUGCUCUGUGUCGACGGGGUUGCUUAUGCGCCGCACCGUGCGAUUGAUGUAAAGGAGAUUGGGGCUGAUUUCUAUGCGUUUUCAUGGUACAAGGUAUACGGUCCGCACAUAUCUUUGCUAUACGGAUCCUUCAAGGCACAGGAGCAGCUCCAGUCACUCGGACACUACUUCAAUCCGUCUGGAACUUUGAUGGACAAGCUUGAGCUGGCUGCGGCUAGCUACGAGCUCACACAAGCGGUCAUGCCGCUGGUGGCAUAUUUCGGAGAUAACCCAAAGCAGACCUGGGCUGAGUUUGCUCAGCACGAAGAAGUCUUGCAGAAGCAUCUUCUCGAGUUUCUGAAGUCGCGGCCUGAUGUAUCCAUUCGAGGCGACGUUUCUUCUGCAGCUUCAACCCGGGUUCCCACUGUGAGUUUUACCGUAAAGGGAAAAUCAUCUCAAAGCGUCGUAGAGGGAGUCGAGGCCCAAUCCAUUGCUGGGAUUCGGUGGGGUCAUUUCUUCUCAAAGCGGCUGGCCGAGAAAAUCCUCGGUCUCGGCGAAGAUGGCGUUGUCCGAGUGAGUUUGGUGCACUACAACACCGAGGAGAUUGACGUGAUUAUCGAGGCUCUGAAGAAGAUCAAGUCGAUCUCAGUAGACAUGAAGUUGCAAGAUAGAUACAUGAACUCAGUAAUGGAGAUCAUGUGGUGUAAUGAAGCAUUACCGUUUACGGAUCAAUCUUCCAAAUUCUUUGGUAUCCAAUUCCUGGACGCCGAAACCCGCUAG